CCCCCCCCGGCCUUUUACUGCGCUUUUAUCCGUGCGCUCCGUUUUCUCCACAGAAGCUGAGUUGCAGUACCGCGAGCCGCGCCGUGAAAAAAGAAAAAAAAAGUCACGAAUGAGAAAAAGUCGUGCGAUGCGAGUGUUACCGGGAGAAGCAGCGGGGUUGUUAGCGGACCCUUGCGCGCGCGUGUGAAGACGGAAACGCGGAUGUAGCACAUGGAUUGUUUGGGUCUCAGGUGUGCGACGCUGCUGCUGGCGGUGACGCUCGCGCCUCUCGUCACAGCACUUAAGUGUGUGUGUCAGCUGUGCGCGAAUCACACCUGCGAGACGGAGGCCGAGGGUGCAUGCUGGAACUCGGUGAUGCUCAUCAAUGGGAAGGAGGAGGCCGUAAAGUCCUGCCUGUCCCCCAGCGAGCUGAAGGGACAGGUGUUCUGCUACAGCUCCAAAGAUGUGUCAAAACGCAACUGCUGCUUCACUGAUUUCUGCAACAACGAAACACUUCACUUACGCCCAGAAACAUCCUCCGAGGACUCUGACUGGGGACGCCUCGAGUUGUCAGCUGUGAUCCUGGUGCCGUCCUGCCUGCUGUGCGUCGGGGUGUUUCUGGGUGUGUGUGCUGUCCGGAACCAGCGGUGCUUGCACGUUAAGAGCCGAAACCAGGAUCCAGAGGAGCCUCUGGAUGACCAGAGUCUCGUGUCAUCAGAGAAAUGCCUGAAGGAACUGAUUUAUGACAUGAGCACGUCAGGCUCGGGAUCAGGGCUGCCACUGCUGGUACAGAGGACAAUAGCACGGACCAUAGUGCUACAAGAGAGCAUCGGUAAGGGUCGCUUCGGAGAGGUGUGGAGAGGGAAGUGGAGAGGAGAAGACGUUGCCGUCAAGAUCUUCUCUUCCCGAGACGAACGCUCGUGGUUCCGCGAGGCCGAGAUCUACCAGACCAUCAUGCUGCGGCAUGAGAACAUUCUGGGCUUCAUCGCAGCUGAUAACAAAGAUAACGGUUCAUGGACUCAGCUGUGGCUGGUGUCGGAAUAUCAUGAACACGGCUCACUGUUCGAUUACCUAAACAGAUACACGGUGUCCGUGGACGGCAUGAUCGUCCUCGCACUGUCCAUCGCCAGCGGCCUGGCUCACCUUCACAUGGAGAUCAUCGGCACUCAGGGAAAACCAGCCAUUGCGCACAGGGAUAUAAAAUCUAAAAACAUCUUGGUGAAGAAGAACAGCACUGCGGUUAUCGCUGACCUGGGACUGGCUGUUAAACAUGACUCCACCACCAACACUGUGGACAUCCCGGCCAACCACAGAGUGGGCACCAGGAGGUACAUGGCCCCUGAGAUUCUGGAUGACACCAUUAACAUGAGCAGCUUCGAGUCGUUCAAGCGUGCUGAUAUCUAUUCUCUGGGUCUGGUGUUCUGGGAACUGGCUAGACGGUGUUCAGUCAGAGGGAUACAUGAGGAUUACCAGCUGCCUUAUUAUGACCUGGUGCCUUCAGAUCCAUCGGUGGAGGACAUGAGGAGGGUCGUGUGCGAGCAGAAACUUCGGCCCAACAUCCCAAACCAGUGGCAGAGCUGUGAGGCCCUGAGAGUGAUGGGUAAGAUCAUGAGGGAGUGCUGGUACACCAACUCGGCUGCACGCCUCACUGCUCUACGUGUGAAGAAAACCAUCUCUCAGGUGACGGUGCUCAAGGACGUUAAAGAGUAGCACACACACUACCCACUCAAAGGUGCUGACGAGCUUUGGGUGACCCCCUCCAUCCCUAAUCAAGGGACCACGUUUCAAAACUGUGUUUCGUGAUGCCAAACACUCCAGAGUGUAGCAGCGGAGCCUUCCCUCUGCCGAGGGACUGAGAGUUGAGAAGGACGCUGAUCUGCUCAGAUGAUUCUUGCUCAGCACGAACCUGGUUUCAAUUAGAGAAUGCAGAAGGUGCAGGGAGUUUGCAGAGAAACUGUGAACAUGUGUAUGAGCAAGAAUUCAGUCAGUAUCUGACUGACUGAACACUGCCUGUUUUCUCACUUCUUUCCUUAUCAUGUUUUUUUUCUCUUUGUCUCUGCUCUCUCUUUACAGCCUCUUAUCUCAUUUUGUCUCUCCUUUGGUGGCUUUUGGUGUUUUUCUACCUGCUGCAAAGUUGCAAAAAAACAAAAAAAAACAACAAUCACACGUACCCAAUCACCAGUUUUUCAGUAGCUUGAGAGAUAAUACGUGUUAACAAUCUUCACUUUGUUGAGUUGCCAGGUCAUAAUUUCAUUGACCAGCUUAUCAGGUUGAACUACAAUAUAGAUCACGUUUGUUGGUCUGAAAGGACUGGAUGUAGCUCACGUGCAGCUCUGCUGAAUUUCCCCUCCGUCAGUGAAAGGGACCACCAAAAGACCAAGACGCUUUUGAACAGAUGUUAUUUGAGUGCUGAAGCAUUUUCAGGAGAGCUGAGUCAGUGAUGUGGUAGAGUGUGUGGUCCUGGUAUGACUGUAUGAUGUGAAGCAGUGUUACCGGGGCUUUUAUAACUUCUCAAUGUCACUGCUGGAAGUCCACCAACCAAAAAUAUCCACCUAGCAGCCAUGCUUCACUCAGAACCUGACACUCCUGACAAAGCCCCCGGACAAUUAACACAAAACAUCGCAGGUGUACAAAGUUGUUUUCACAGCUUCCUUUGUUUCGUUACUGUUCCCAUGGCAACAAAGACCAUGCACUCGUGUUUGAAAUGAUUUGUUGUGGUCUCGUAUCCACUUUUCUUGUUGUUUUUUGUUCCUUGUUUGUUCUGUGCACCUGUUCCUGAUUUAGCCCAUGAUUAGUUUGUCUCUAAAUCCUCUGUUGAGUCACGUCACAUUGUGAAGUCUUGCCAUGCAUUAAUUCUAAACAGUGCUAGCUCAGUGGUUAAGAUGUUGGCAUAACUGGUGGAAAGGUUGCCACUGUUGGGCCCUUGAGUAAGGCCCUUAACCCUAUAACUGUAUCCUCAGAGGCAUGUUUCACAUUUUCUGUUUUUUUUUCAGAUUAUCAUUACAGAUUAUAACAGUGUAAUGUGAUUUGAUGCACGCUGUAAUUUUCUCUUAAAGACAUAUUAGUGUGUGUUUGUGUGUGUGUCCUGCAUGAUGAGCCACUUUCUUAUAAAGUGGCUCAUAGUGCUAAAACUCUCCCAUUUCACACUUUUUACAGGACCACACACUGCCUCUAUUGGUGCUGUUUUGAGAAUGAUCCCACACAUACACAGUAUCGGUGACGGUCACUUGGUGAUCUCUUUCCGCUGACGGACAGAUUAAAGGCGGCUGAUAGAUUGUGCAUAACCACAGAUGAGCUACUGUCUGUGUGAAACUUUCAUCUAUAUAAUGGGUGAGACUGUAAUAAUGUAAUGAAAUAGUCAGUUUUAUGUAGCUACAAGGAGCGCUUGCCUAAGAAAGUGGAAACCUGAUGAACACUCACCUUCCACUUUAUUAGGAACACAUGUUCAUGUGCAAAUUCUUUGUUUAACUUAAAACAGUUAUCUAAUCAGCCAAUCAUCGUGCAGCAGCGUAAUGCUUGAACUUUGCACAAACUGCUGAUCUCCUGGGAUUUUGACAGACCACAUGUCUCUAGAUUUUAAACAGAAAUAUGAGGAACAACAACAAGAAAAUGUCCAGGGAGCAGCAGUUUAGCACAGUGAGUGGAAACUGCUUGUAGAUGAGAGAGAAGAACGGCUAAACUGGGUCGAGCUUACAGGAAGGCUAUGUCGAGGCCAAGUCAAAUAAUCACUCUUUAUAUCAGUGGUGAGAAGAAAAGUAUCUCAAAAUGCACAACACACUGGGUUCCUCACCCAUCAGUCCAGAACAGGAAUCUGAGGCUACAGUAAGCACAGGUUCGCCCAAACUGGGCAGAUUGAACAAGACCAGUCAUUGUGCAGAUGUUCCUAUUAAAGUGCAUGUAUAUUAAAUCAGCUUGCUAUAUGUGUUAAAUGGAAGCACGGACAUUUACGUUCAGGUUAAACUCGUAUCUUAGCUCAUACUGUAGCAUUGUAACCCAUCUUCAUGGAGUGUCUUUAGAAACUGCAGCUGAAGCUUUACCUUUCUGCUCUUAUUGCUUUCAUUCAACUUUGCCAUACAAGCUGCACUCCCUGUACCAUUCAGAACACAAAGAUGACCGCUACCUCAUAUGCUUUCUCUAAAGUGCCAAAUGCUUCAAGUCUCACAUUUUAAGCAUUGUGCCAUAACUGCUUCGGUUGAUGUUAUGCGUACAUAACUGUAUUCUUUAUGUAUAUAUGGAUUGUUAUUGUUACUGAGCAAAACAUUCAUGAGCCAAUGGAUUUACUGAUUGAUUUUUGGAACCAAUAUCACUAUGGAUAAAUGAAUUGGCAGGUUAAUCAAAGCAAUCCAAGAACGAAACAAUGCAAUUUGCACCUUGAAUUUUUUAUUUUUAUUUUAUUUUUUUUGAAAGCAAUGCUUUAAAC
Hemibagrus wyckioides is the source of this 4399-nucleotide messenger RNA. RefSeq names its product TGF-beta receptor type-1. Gene Ontology annotation, biological process: cellular response to growth factor stimulus; activin receptor signaling pathway; protein phosphorylation. Gene Ontology annotation, cellular component: activin receptor complex; plasma membrane. The transcript is spliced from 9 exons. Gene Ontology annotation, molecular function: ATP binding; activin receptor activity, type I. The record is from RefSeq and is a predicted model, not a curated record. Lineage: Eukaryota; Metazoa; Chordata; Actinopteri; Siluriformes; Bagridae. The coding region runs from base 211 to 1689 and encodes 492 amino acids.